UUUUUCUCUGCAGGACUACAGGGCGGGCUUCAACUUAUCAGCCGAAAGUACAAGUCAUUCUGAAAAAGCUUGGCUGCAAGUAUAGGUCACAACACAGGACAGUAAUGCACUUUAAAUAAUAUUAACAAGAAAUAUUGAGGCCAUGGAUUUACAACCUUUAAAGAGUGACAGUGAUAUAACUCAGCUGUGGCUGGAGAAGAUGCUGUCCAUCAAGAUGGAAUGCAGCAUCAAAGUGGCUUUCUGGUCCUCUACUGUGCCACAAGAACGAGAAGGUUUCCUGAGUGAAAUAUCUUUUGUUAAGGUCCAAUACAUAUCCCCAGCAAAUGAUGAGGAGCAGGAGUGCAAGUUGGUCUUCAAGUUCUUGCCACAAGAUCCCAAGCUAGUCCAGUUCCUAGCCAACGGUGGACUGGCCAAGCGGGAAGUUGAAUUCUAUCAGUUUGUUAGCAGCCCAGACUUUAAGGCAAUCUGUGCAAGGAGUGGCAUUGUCCCACCUGUGCCAGAAGUCUUCUUUGCUAGUCUUUCAGACUCUGCCAUCACCAUUGUUCUUCGUGAUCUCAGCGUGGAUCAAUAUAAAAGUGUGCUGAUCAGAGAUGGCAGCACACUGGCUCAAACCAAGACAGCACUCAGGGCAGUGGCAUUAAUUCAUGGUGCUGGCAUCCUCUACCAACAGCAGCACCAGGAAGGGGGAUGCCCAUCACCCUUGGCAAAAGAGUUUAGCACAGAUUUUUAUGAACAGUUCUUUGUGCCUAAUAUGAACACUAUGGCAGAGAUGCACACAGGUACGUCCCUUGCUGAGGUGUUCAAGGCACUCACUCCCCUAACAAGACACAUUCGCUCUACUUCGAAGAGGCACCCACUACUCAAGACUGUGGUGCAUGGAGAUCUGUGGGCUGGGCAGCUCCUGUACUCUGCAGAUGAGAGUUUGGUCAACAUUAUUGAUUGGCAGUUCUGUCACCUGGACAAUCCUGUUGGUGAUAUCAUGUCCAUGUUCUUCAUGAGCACUGACCCUCAUGUGCUGGAGGAACACCUGGAAGACAUCAUGCAAGACUACUGGGCUGCCCUCUGCAAGGUGGUGGAGGCUGGUGGGGGGGAAGUGGGAGUCACCUUGGAGCAACUGAUGGCCAACAUGGAAGAAAUGUGGAUGUAUGGUUUUAUGUUCCUGGUAGUCAGCAUCCAUGACUUUCUUGGAAGUAACAAUAUAUCAAAGAAGAGGUUACUCGGAGCCUUCACCUUUCUUGAGAAGAGAGGAGUGUUUGCAAAGUUUCUGGCAGAAUUUAAAAAUGAAGGAGCUGAAGAUCUGUGAAAUCUAUAAUUGUAAAUAUAUUGUCACUAAUAAAACACCUGACAUGGCAACACAAUCCAUAUUAUUAUGGUGGUUGUAGUUUUUGCUCAAAUUGAGUUCUGUUCAGAUCCCAAUAAACUUUUAUGUAACAUUUUAAUAUCACAGAGAACUUUCAGACCAGUCAGCUGCUAGAAAAAGGACAACUACCAUAUACUAGGAAUACUGUAGCCAUUGUGCAUCAUAUCAAAAAGUAUGUGGCCUCUUGUGAAAACUGAUGAUAUAAGAAAGUCGUAUACUUUCAGACCAUGAGUGUUACUUUACACCAGUAUUAGUCAUGACUGAUAAUAACUACUGUUUUAGCUCUAGAUGUUAAGAUCUGACAAGAUAUUUUCAUAUUAAAUGUUAGAUAAAUGUAUACUGCAUGUAAUAUCAACACUUACGGAAAAAAAAAUAAAUAAAAAAGCUCCAAUAUUAUUCAAUUGGUGAUGGUGGUGGUACAGGAAGCAACACAUUCCAUCAACAUCAUUAUCACUGUCAGCAUCAUCAGCAUGCUUCUAGUGCUCAGAGUGUUAUGGUAAGGCAGGAUCUGGACUUGGAGGAAAUUAUAGUUGGAAAAGACAUUCAUGUAAAUAUGCCAAUGAACCAGUUAUGCUCACAACCUUAGGAGAAAAAAAUGCCAACCAAACCAAAAUGCACACUUCACUAACCUUUUCAUUGAGAAAUUAAGAACCUCAUUCUCACUCAUCUUAAUGCCAUUGGCUACAUCAAGUCAAACAAAAAAUCUGACUUCUUUCUUUUACCAUUCUCCAAGUGUUGGAGGUUAGCACCAUGUUUUAAUUACUCUUAUGCAUGCAUUGCAUCUUGUGUCAUUCCUAUUUCUUGCAACUUUGCCUUUAGUCUUUAGUGCCUUUAGUGACAUAGUGAGUGACCUCACUAUGUCACUCUUUAUCUUUUCCCUUCAACAUAUUCCUUCAGACAAUUUAAUGAACACACAAAACUAUAAUAAUGCAUUACCACUUAACCAAGCUUUUUUUAGUAAUCUCUUCCAGUCAAGAACUGCUUAAUUAUUUGUGUUAGCAAAUUGAUUGAAAAAUAUACUGCAAACCAAUUAAUAUACAGGUAUUUACACUGAUGUAUCUUUACAACUUUCAUUGCUUGGUACAUUACAUAAUUUGCUUAUAAUAAAGAAAAUGUGUUGUUUUCAAGUCUUUGCACUAUGCAAGAUCAAUUUGUAUUAAGUAUGUUGACACAAAAAUAAGUAUAUAUGUGUUGUGUUGUAUUAAGGUGAAUUGUAUAUUUAGUACAUUGCAUUACAUAGCUGUUAUAUAGAACAGGGUGGUCCAACUGCUUUGAAACUGUGGGCCAUUUUGUCACUAAACUUAUACUUGAAAUUUCUUUUUAAUACAUUAUUAACCAAUAUAUUAAUAUGAGUGUUCAUGGGCCACAAAGAAUCAACUCACAGGCCACUCGUGACCCACAGGCCCACAGUUGGACCACACUAAUAUAGGACGUUACUAUCAAUUUAUGUGAGUAAAAUGUAUAUAUUUUUCCCAUGGACCAAUUUGUUACUGCAGAUUUGUAUCAGUAUUCAGAAGCAUAUCAUUGAAAAUGAUGAUUUCCUAUGAUACACAAUUUAUAUUAAAUACAUUAAUUUCAAUAAAUACAAGUCUAUGUGGCUGUGAAAACUAUUAACAUGUAUCUUUUUAUAGAUGUAAAUUCAGGCUUUGAAUACAAGUUAUGCAAUGUUAUUUUCUUCAGUUUUUUUAUGUGUCCAGUGAAGGCAAGUUUAUAAAUGCAGUUGUUGUGUUUGCAUGAAAUUAUAGUCAUUGUUACUACAUGAGUAAGAGUUGAUGAACCAUUCUUCUCACUGGACUAUGGGAGCUAAUAAAUUUUUUGAAGAUUUUUUUAUG
Messenger RNA from Scylla paramamosain (green mud crab), 3192 nucleotides. RefSeq lists its product as uncharacterized. Bases 143 to 1303 code for a protein of 386 amino acids. The transcript is spliced from 2 exons. The record is from RefSeq and is a predicted model, not a curated record. NCBI's taxonomy places the organism in Eukaryota, Metazoa, Arthropoda, Malacostraca, Decapoda, Portunidae.